This is a messenger RNA of Pimephales promelas (fathead minnow), 2422 nucleotides long. Lineage: Eukaryota; Metazoa; Chordata; Actinopteri; Cypriniformes; Leuciscidae. The record is from RefSeq and is a predicted model, not a curated record.
AGCUGCUCAGAGGGAAGAUCCUGUCGUUGGUAAGGUGAUAGAGUUAAAGGAGAGUAGUGGAGAACUGACAUCUGAAAUGACGAAAACUGCUAAAGGAAGCCUGAAGAGACUGUUGUAUGAGUGGAGAAAACUUGAUCUUGAAGAGGACCUGCUCUAUCGUAAGACCAAUCACAGAUCUCAACUUGUUCUUCCUGCUAAGUUUAAGCAGUUGGCCCUGAACCAGUUGCACAACGAGAUGGGUCAUGUAGGGACAGAACGAGUUCUAGACUUGGCAAGGAGUAGAUUCUACUGGCCUUUUAUGAAAAAGGAGAUUGAGCACUAUGUCACCCAGCAGUGCCGAUGUGUGAAGCAGAAGAAACCCGUGGUGAAGAUCAGAGCUCCCAUGGGAAGUCUUACCUCGAGUUGUCCACUGGAUUUGGUGUCCAUCGAUUAUCUGCACCUGGAGCGGAGUCGGGGCGGAUAUGAAUAUAUUCUGGUGGUGGUGGACCAUUUCACCAGAUUUGCCCAGGCGUAUCCGACAAGAGACAAGUCUGGAAGGACGGCAGCUGAGAGGAUAUUUAAUGACUAUAUCCCAAGAUUUGGCUAUCCUUGUCGGCUCCAUCACGACCAAGGCCGUGAAUUCGAGAACCAUCUCUUUGCGACUUUGCAACGGUUAACGGGUGUCAGUAACUCCAGAACGACACCUUAUCACCCCCAAGCAAACCCAGCGGAACGGUUCAAUCGCACUUUGUUACAAAUGUUGAGGACGCUGGAAGAGAAAGAAAAGGAUAGAUGGAAAGACCACCUCCCGAAGGUAGUGCACGCCUAUAAUUGCACUAAGCAUGAAGCGACGGGGUUCUCUCCAUUCUUUCUUCUGUAUGGACGUCACCCUCGCUUGCCUGUUGACUUGUUGUUUGGUCUAAGAUCGGAGGAUGACCAAUACUCGCCUCGAGAUUAUGCAGAAAAGUGGGCACAACGGAUGGCUGAUGCAUAUAAAGUAGCCUCAGACAACAGCAAACAAGCGAGCGCACGGAACAAGAAAUACUAUGAUCAGCACCUGCGGGGUGUUGUGCUGCAACCAGGAGAUCGAGUUCUGGUUCGUAACCUAAGUGAACGGGGCGGGCCUGGAAAGUUAAGAUCCUACUGGGAGAAAACAGUGCACGUGGUCAAAGAAAGAAUAGGAGAAGGACCGGUCUAUCAAGUGUGCCCGGAGUCCAGUGAAGGCCAAAAUCCAGCCAUGAUACGUACCUUGCAUCGGAACCUGCUUCACCUGGUUAAUGACCUACCAGUAGACCCGCCACCUCCAGGAGCAGAUGAGUCAUGUAGACCUAAGGGAAGGAAACCAAGGUUGUCAAAAUCAGCAAGAGAGCCUGAAGAAGCAAAUUCGAGUGAUUCAUGUUCGGAUGACAGUGAUGCACCGAGAGCUUACUACUGGUUACGCUCCUCUGAACAGCAGAGAUCUAAGCAGGGAAGGACUGUCCCUGACACUCACGAAAGAAGAGUUUGGAGACGGAGAAAUAGUGAGGAUGGACCUGUGAGGCAUGGAGAGAUUACUCCAGGAGUAGAGGAAGAAUACUUACCUGAGACAGUGGAAACUCACUCAUUGACUGACUUACCUGCUGCAUCAGAAUUUGAGAGGAUGAAUCCUGAGCUGAGAGAGAUAGUACCUGUGGAGAAAGAGAGACAGAGGGUUAGUCCAAUGGGAAAAGUUGCAGGAGACGAAUAUGUGAGGAGAUCAAGCAGAGAGAGAAAACCCACACGGGUCUUUACUUACCCCUCAUUGGGUCAGCCCAAUUAUGAACUGCCUACGGAGAUAGGGGCUGCUCAGUUUAUGCAGACACCGCAGUUACCGUAUUACUCUGGGGUACAGGGGCCAGUAUGUGCGACUUGUGCUCAUGUUCCACCUACAUUUCCUUAUCAGAUAGGGUCCUAUCCUACCUUAUUACCCUAUGCUGCCUUUAGUGGAUACUAGGGAAUUAGUGCCUACAAGAAAACAGGGUUAAGAUCCCCACACUGAACACAUAUAUUACACAAUCUUGAAAUUGGUUACAAUAUUGGAAGGUUUGUGUUAAUUAGUUAACUGUUUAUAAGAGUUAGAGGGUCAGUGUUGUUUGGAGCCAUUUCUUUUGUCGGGGAGAGUGUGACACCCUGUAUUGUCACAGGAAUAAUUACAUUUUUCUGUAUGUAUUUUAUUUUAUUUUAUUGUGUUUAUGGUAUUGUUUCAAUUACUGUUAGUAUGUUGAAUUGGUGAGGAGUGAUACUCACGGUGGACAGUAGGUGGAGACAGUGUGCUGAUCGGGGACUAUGUGAGUAACUGAGUCGCGGAGAAGAAGCCGCCAUUACAGAGCGACUCAGACUGCAUUCAACAGCACAUCUUUGUCUGUCUCCUUGUUUUAUUAAACAGCAAUAAUUAACUGCAGCAACGCCAGUCGGACGGCGGGCG